Molecule: messenger RNA, 702 nt
Organism: Cryptomeria japonica (Japanese cedar)
Lineage: Eukaryota; Viridiplantae; Streptophyta; Pinopsida; Cupressales; Cupressaceae
Exons: 1
Coding region: 1-702 (233 amino acids)
Source: RefSeq, a predicted model, not a curated record
AUGGCGGAGGUGCUUAGUCGAUACAUAUCUAAACUACAAGAGAAAGCAAUGCGAAAAGGGGUCAGUGUUCACCAUGAUCUGGAGUCGAUCAAACACUCACAAUUCGUAGACGAUACUAGCCUCUUUGGCGAAGAAACUAUAUGGGAGGUGAGGGUCAUCAAAGAUUCUUUGGAAAUGUAUGCCAAUGUUGCUGGACAACAAAUAAAUGACAAGAAAUCUGAGAUUUUCUUCUUUAACACCAAAAAGGAUAUACAAGUAAAAAUCUCGAGGCUGCUUGGUUGGCUUGUUGGUUCCCUACCGAAAAAAUACCUAGGUGUACCGUUGUUCUCUGGUUCUGCCAAGACUGCAUUGUGGGAAGAUCUAAUCUCCAAAUAUAGGCAAAGGGUUGACGCUUGGAAGCAUAAAUGGCCAUCUCUUUCGGGGAGAAUACAAUUGAUUAAAGUUGUGUUGUCUACCAUGCCUAUUUAUGCAAUGUUUGUGUUAAAAUUAUCUUCCAAAGCUAUACAGGCUUUGGAAAGCUUUCUUAAAAAAUUCCUUUGGGAGGGAGCUAAACAGAUCAAGAUAAUUCCACUCAUCAGUUGGGAUGUAGCUUGUAGUUUGAAAGAGGAGGGUGGUGUUGGGCUCAGAGGGUUAGAACAUCAUAUUCUUGCAUUGGGUACGAAAUUGAUCUGGAAAAUAUAUCGAUGUCUCGAGAAACUAUGA